Messenger RNA from Paramisgurnus dabryanus, 2933 nucleotides. RefSeq names its product EH-domain containing 2b (gene ehd2b). Gene Ontology annotation, cellular component: plasma membrane; cytoplasm. The record is from RefSeq and is a predicted model, not a curated record. NCBI's taxonomy places the organism in Eukaryota, Metazoa, Chordata, Actinopteri, Cypriniformes, Cobitidae. Gene Ontology annotation, molecular function: protein binding; GTP binding; calcium ion binding. Gene Ontology annotation, biological process: endosomal transport; endocytosis.
CCUACCAGCCUUCCAGGGCUUUCCCCGCUGCUGUGUUAGUAGAAGAAGAGGUGCAGAGAGAAAAGCAGGCAGGGAAGGAUAGGGAGGUGACUUGUGUGCACAUUUUGCUGGGAGAGAGAAGAACAGUCAGAUCCUAUCAUAACCUCUCAUCUGAAAUACAUCUUCACUUGAAGUGCUUGACCUGGUGCUAUUUUUAAGGUACAUCCUUGCGUGUAGAAACACCAUCUGGGUUGGAGAAGACAAAGAAACUACUGUUAAGGUUCAUCAACUCUUCAAGUACUUUUGGAUGAAUAGUUUUAGGUAAAGGUAAGAAUCAUAGGCCAUUUACUAACAAAGUAAAAAUCCAGAGAUUUAAAGUAAACUAUAUUUUGAUUUAUACACUACACCAUACCCCGGAGCUAGAAACAUUUGGGUGUAUUAUAUAAAUACAGCAAGACACAGAAGAGUCUUCCCAGAGGAGACGUAAACAGUGCAAAACACAGCUAUAAAUCGACUGCCAAGGAAACUCUGACUAGUCACAAGAUGUCACGCUGGGGACGUAAGAACGUCAAGAAAGCCCCUGAGGUGAUCAGGACGGUGACCGAGGGUCUCAAGUCGCUCUAUCGAAAGAAACUUCUGCCCCUGGAGGAAUACUACGGCUUCCACGACUUCCACUCACCAAGUCUGGAAGAUGCCGACUUUGACAACAAACCCAUGGUGCUAGUGGUGGGGCAAUACUCUACUGGAAAGACCACCUUCAUCAAAUAUUUGCUGGAACAGGAAGUGCCUGGGAGUCGCAUAGGGCCAGAGCCCACCACCGACAGUUUCACUGCUAUCAUGCAUGGAGACGUGGAGAGUCUCAUUCCUGGAAAUGCCCUCAUUGUGGAUCCCAACAAACCCUUUCGCCAGCUCAACCCCUUCGGAAACACCUUCCUUAACAGGUUCCAGUGUGCUCAGCUGCCCAGUCAGGUGCUGGAGAGCAUCAGCAUCAUCGACACACCAGGCAUCCUGUCUGGAGCCAAACAGAGAGUGAGCAGAGGUUAUGACUUUCCAGCUGUUCUCCACUGGUUUGCUGAGCGUGUGGAUCGGAUCAUCCUUCUGUUCGAUGCUCAUAAGCUGGAGAUCUCCGAUGAAUUCUCAGAGGCCAUCGGUGCCCUUAAAGGCAACGAAGACAAACUCCGUGUCGUGCUGAACAAAGCCGAUAUGGUUGACACCCAGCAGCUCAUGCGAGUGUAUGGAGCUUUGAUGUGGUCUCUUGGGAAGGUGUUUAACACUCCUGAGGUUCUGAGAGUCUACAUCGGGUCUUUCUGGUCUGAGCCUCUCGUGGUGACCGAUAACCGCAAGCUAUUCGAGCUGGAAGAGGAAGAUCUGUUCGCUGAUAUCCAGAAUCUGCCCCGGCACUCAGCCCUGCGCAAACUUAAUGACCUGGUGAAGCGGGCUCGACUUGUUCGGGUACAUGCCCACAUCAUCAGUUACUUGAAGCAGGAGAUGCCGUCUGUCUUUAGGAAGGACAACAAAAAGAAAAACCUGAUCUAUCAGCUCCCAGUUAUCUUCUCCAAAAUCCAGUUACAGCAUCAUAUUUCCCCUGGAGACUUCCCUGACUGUGCUAAGAUGCAGGAACAACUUAUGGGACAUGACUUCACCAAGUUUAAAUCCCUGAAGCCCAACCUGAUGGCUGUGUUGGAUGAUCUUCUGUCUAGUGACAUUGCCAAACUGAUGCCCCUUCUCAGGCAAGAAGAACUAGAGGCUGGGGACCAACUCGGAGUGCAAGGUGGGGCCUUCUUGGGCACCCGUGCUGGACCGUUCGUGGAAGGUGACCCCUUUGGCGAGAACGCGGAGGAAAAUGGCGAGGGAGGGGAGGAAGAUGACGAAUGGGUCGUGACAAAGGACAAACCCAAGUAUGAUGAGAUCUUCUACAACCUGGCACCAAACGAAGGAAAGCUUAGCGGCACCAAAGCCAAAGAUUGGAUGGUGAGCACACGGCUGCCCAACUCUGUUCUGGGUCGCAUUUGGAAGCUCUCGGAUGUGGACCGCGAUGGCAUGUUGGAUGAAGAGGAGUUUGCAUUGGCCAGCCAUCUGAUCGAAGUGAAACUGGAUGGUCACGGGCUGCCCCCUGAGCUGCCUGCCCGUCUCGUACCACCAUCCAAGCGUCGACAAAAAGGCUCUGAUGCUUAGACAAUGUACAAAGCUCACACGGCUUCCAUACUGAUAUCUAUACUUCUCAAGCUUUACAUUAUUUUAAUGCCGUUGUUUAACACAUUAUUAGUGUCUUACUGUGUAUUCUCGCUCUAAUAAAAAAGCCAAAGAUUCCCAGCUGGAAGCCGAAGAACAUUGAGAUAACCAAAGACUGCUGUCAUUCGUAAGGAAUGUAGCAACUGUCGGCCAUUUUGAUUUCCGAUAGUAAAAUCAGAGGUCCGUGUGAUGUCCGAUGCACAAAUGCUACACACAUGACUCAUCAUAGUUCAGCCUAUUAUGGCUCUUGAACUGUGAAACUGCAAGCAAACUUUUGUAGAUUAUUGUCAUUCAUUUCAGUGUAGAAACCUGUAUUCAUAGCUUUACACACAUUUCUAGCAGCUUUUCGUUUUUUUAUUCGGCUUAAUAUCAAAAUGUGAAGUCUGAGCUCUCGACGGUUGACCAAAAGAUGCAAGUGAAAGCUUACCUGCGACUUUCUUGGUGUAAAUCUGUUUUCUAGCAUGUUGCUUUAGUGUUGGCCCUAUACAUGGAAAAGCAAAUAUACUCUUAUAUUUUUUGUUCUUUUUUUUCUCUUUAUUUUGUAUUGAAUGAGCUCCAUGCAUAUGAAUGAAUGUCACAAGAUAUAAAUAUAUAUGAAAUGAAAGUCAUAAAGAAAACAAAAUGUGGAAAUUCUUACUACUGUAAUCCAUUUCACUGCUUCAGUUAACCGCAAUGUUAUCACAGUAAAUACACUGAGCUGAAUAAAGAACCCUUGACUUGUU